AAUUACCACUAAACUCAGUAAGAUGAGAGCUCUCCUUGUGAUUUGUGCCCUAGCUCUGGCGGCAGUCGCCACCCAGGCCCGAACGAUGGAUAGGUGUUCCCUGGCCAGGGAGUUGUCCAACCUGGGCGUUCCCCGCGACCAGCUGGCCAAGUGGACCUGCAUCGCCCAGCACGAGAGCUCCUACCGCACCGGCGUCGUUGGCCCGGCCAACUCCAAUGGAUCCAACGACUACGGCAUCUUCCAGAUCAACAACAAGUACUGGUGCAAGCCCGCCGACGGUCGCUUCUCCUACAACGAGUGCGGAUUGAGCUGUAAUGCCCUUCUGACCGACGACAUCACCAACUCCGUGAGAUGCGCCCAGAAGAUUCAGCGGCAGCAGGGAUGGACGGCUUGGUCCACCUGGAAGUACUGCAGCGGAUCCCUGCCCUCGAUCAACAGUUGCUUCUAGUCGGGAUUCACUGCUUGAUUCGCAGUUCGGCUACCAAAUCAAAGUAUUCUCCAAAGAAAUAUAUAAAGCUAUUUAAAUAUAA
Molecule: messenger RNA, 530 nt
Organism: Drosophila santomea
Lineage: Eukaryota; Metazoa; Arthropoda; Insecta; Diptera; Drosophilidae
Product: lysozyme P
Exons: 1
Coding region: 23-448 (141 amino acids)
Molecular function (GO): lysozyme activity
Source: RefSeq, a predicted model, not a curated record